This is a messenger RNA of Poecilia reticulata (guppy), 2922 nucleotides long. RefSeq names its product double PHD fingers 1 (gene dpf1). Gene Ontology annotation, biological process: nervous system development. The record is from RefSeq and is a predicted model, not a curated record. Gene Ontology annotation, cellular component: nBAF complex. Lineage: Eukaryota; Metazoa; Chordata; Actinopteri; Cyprinodontiformes; Poeciliidae.
GCAGCCCCAGAGAAUGAAUGAAAUUGAAAUAGCUGCUACAUUACAUGUACAAUACCGGGCUCUGCGGUGUUGCAUUCUAUCAUACUAUACCAAAAUGGCCACAGCGGUGCAGAACCCCCUCAAAUCGCAAUCUGGAGGUGCAGUCAUCAAAAACAGUCUCGGAGAGGAGUUUUAUAAGGAGGCCAUUGAACACUGUCGCAGCUACAAUGCCCGCCUGUGUGCGGAGCGCUCCAUGCGGCUCCCCUUCCUGGACUCGCAGACCGGUGUGGCCCAGAGCAACUGCUAUAUCUGGAUGGAGAAGAACCACCGUGGACCAGGUCAUGCUCCAGGUCAGCUGUACACGUAUCCUGCUCGCUGCUGGCGCAAGAAGAGACGGCUAAACAUCUUGGAGGACCCACGGCUUCUACCUAUCGAAUUCAAAAUUGACUACGAGACCUCUCUAAAGAAGGAGGGGGGCAUCCCAGACGGCCCUGUCCUGGAGUCGCUGCUUGCUGGGGAGACGCUGGACAAGAAGGUGGAGACCAAGGAAGAGGAGCCAAUGAGUGAAUGUCAGAAGCUGCUUGUUGGGGAUUUUCCUCAUGAGCUGGAGGUGGACGACAUGGAGGAAGACGUACCGAAGCGCAAGAACCGUACCAAAGCACGGGCCUAUGGUGUUGGAGGAAUGAGGAAAAGACAAGAGCUGCCUGCCAUUGAAGACAGAGAUAAGCCUUACGUCUGUGACAUCUGUGGCAAGCGAUAUAAGAACCGUCCUGGGCUGAGCUACCAUUACACUCACACACACCUGGCAGAUGAGGAGGGUGAAGAGGACUCGGAGCGACACACACUUCCCUUUCAACGCAAGAGCAACCACAAGCCUAAGAAAGCACCGGACGGCUCAGUGAUUGCCAAUGGCUACUGCGACUUUUGCCUCGGAGGCUCAAAGAAGACGGGCUGUCCCGAAGACCUUAUCUCCUGUGCGGACUGUGGACGCUCAGGCCACCCGUCCUGUCUGCAGUUCACAGUGAACAUGACGGCUGCGGUGAGGACUUAUCGCUGGCAGUGCAUCGAGUGCAAGUCCUGCAGCCUGUGUGGCACCUCUGAGAAUGACGACCAGCUGUUGUUCUGUGACGAUUGCGACAGAGGCUACCACAUGUACUGUCUGAGUCCUCCCAUGUCUGAACCACCAGAGGGGAGCUGGAGCUGUCAUCUGUGUUUGAGACAACUGAAGGAGAAGGCCUCAGCCUACAUCACCCUGACUUAAUCUGCAGAGCACGUCCUCGUGGCCCCUCGCCCUCUCCCAAACCACUUCUCUGUCUCUCCUCCCGUUUUCUUCAGCAUCUCCACCUCUCCCGUUUUACUGAUCUGCUCGUCGGCACAGUCUUCACAAUCUGUCCCUGUGACCUUUGGAGCACGCAGAUUACCCACGGCGCUACGCCUGCUCUCGAGCGACUCUCCAGCAGCGAAGCCACACUCCGUCCUCUUUUGCCCCCUGAAAUUCCCUUUUGUGCUUGACCCAAACUCCAGCGUCCCUCUCCUCCGUCUCAGCAGAGGAAUUCAUCAGCCGGCAAUAAGUUUGUCAGCAAGACACACACUUCAGCCCGCCAAGGGCACUUCUGAGGCAUACUACUCCACAGGAACCCUCAUAAGGGCCCUCGGAUGAGCCCUAAUGAUCUUCAGCUGUGACUCUCUCAAGUAGUGAGUGAAAAUUAAUAAAACGGUGACAUGUUCGAGAGAGGACGAAGCAGUGGAGAGCCAUGGAGCAGUGCGUCUCAGUGUUUUUCCAACUGUGAAAUGUACAUUCAACCAAAAUUUUAUUUUCUUCUCUCUGUCCUCCUUUGUGUACGGCAGAGCUGCAGAGACGCUGAACUCUCCUCUGGUAUUUGUCUGGAUGUCUUUUUCAACCAGGGAGUAAAUUGUACAGAAUUUAAUCUGAUUUGAUUUUUGAACCACACACUCAUAAAAAGACUCGGCUCAGUGGUAAAUAAGAGGCAUCCGGUCAGGAACUCAGACCACCUUUGACCUCACCCUUUCUUCUCUCUGUGCAUGGGGUUCCCACAACUUAAUGGUGCGUUUUGGAAAUUGACACUGAAGGUUUUUAGUGCAUGGUUUUGGCAACUGGAUGAAUGGAGAGAAAGAUCCACCCCCAUCCCCCCUCUCCAUUCAAAUCAAACUGUGUAUUUGAAAAAAAAUAACAGUUUUGGCUUAGCAUCUCUGGCGAGCCCUUAGCUGACCUGCAUAUAACCUUUCCUCCCACGAAACCGUGACUGUGAAGCCAGUGCAGGACUGAAACACUUCUGGUGAUUGGUGUGUUGUCUAUGAUCUCAGAAUGUAGGACUGGUGUGUGGAAAUAUGCAGCUCUCAUGCCGAGGCCUGAAAACACAUUUUCUAUGAUUCCUUUUAUUUAUUUGUGUUCAUUUGCAUGUUAUUAUUUUUAUUCUUAAAAAAAAAACCCCAACAACUUGUAAUUGAAAUGGAAAGAAAAGCACACUUAAUUCGCAAUAAUGUGUUUGUGAUACAAACUCUUUAGCCGCCCAUUGUAACUUUGAAGUUUUGUUUGUGCCUGUGUCUUAGUGGAUUUCUUUGAACAGUGCAGCAGCCAGUGACUAUGGCCAGUCAAAUACCUGUUAGAUCUAUGAAGAGGUCAAAGGCCGAGUGAUCUGAAUGUAGAAACGGGAGAUUUAACAACGUAGACAGACUGACUGAGAUACAAGUCCUGCUGUAAGUCUGGAGUACAGAGUAAAGUUCAAAAAUUCACAUUUCAUUGUGCAACAUUUCAGUGUUACACAAGUGGACAUCUUCUGGCGCACAAUACACUGUAUACGAAAACAAACUCCUCCUCACGUUCAUAUGUUAACCUCUAAAGCUUUACAGCUGUAAAACAGCCUAAUAGCUUAUUCAAGACAAGCUAUGUUCUGAAACUGCAUACCCUGAGUAGAAAUCUAU